Messenger RNA from Medicago truncatula (barrel medic), 904 nucleotides. RefSeq names its product 50S ribosomal protein L17. Gene Ontology annotation, biological process: translation. Gene Ontology annotation, cellular component: cytosolic large ribosomal subunit; ribosome. The transcript has 6 exons. The coding region runs from base 141 to 629 and encodes 162 amino acids. Lineage: Eukaryota; Viridiplantae; Streptophyta; Magnoliopsida; Fabales; Fabaceae. Gene Ontology annotation, molecular function: structural constituent of ribosome. The record is from RefSeq and is a predicted model, not a curated record.
CCGCGUUUCCUUUCCUUCUUCUUUCCGAUUGAUUUUAGCUUUUGGUUGAAAUUGAAAUUGAAGCUCUUUAGUUCGUUUUGUGCAAAGCACAGUGUAAGAAAGAAAGCUAGGGUUUUAGCUUCGCUUCUGCAUCUACCAAAAUGACAAAGUUCAGGAAGCUCAAUCGUGACACGUCUCACCGGUUAUCCAUGCUCAGAACCAUGGUCUCGCAAUUGGUGAGGCACGAACGCAUUGAAACUACUAUUACCAAGGCUAAGGAGGUUAGAAGGCUUGCGGAUAAUAUGGUACAGCUUGGUAAAGAGGGAUCCGUAUGUGCUGCAAGGCGCGCUGCUAGUUUCGUGCGAGGAGACGAUGUUCUUCACAAGCUGUUUACAGAACUGGCUUAUCGAUACAAGGAUAGAACUGGUGGAUACACUAGGGUGCUACGGACUCGCAUUCGAGUUGGUGAUGCUGCACCAAUGGCCUAUAUUGAGCUUAUUGAUCGUGAUAAUGAGCUUAGGCAGUCAAAGCCACCAACUCCUCAACCACCGCAGAGAACACCCCUUGAUCCCUGGACACGAUCUCGUCUUACCAGGCAGUUUGCACCUCCCAAAGUGGAAAAAUCUGAUUCUGAUUCUGAUUUAAUCUAAUUCUGAUUUGUGAUUUAUUCAAAUGUAUUGCGGUAACUAUGUUUUACCCCCAUAGUUUGAGAUGCCUGAAUUUUGUCUUUGCUUAUUUUAUAAAUCUCCCCAUGGCUUGCAAUAAUAAAACAAUUCUCUGUCUACUACUACUACUACUACUACUACUACUACAGGAAAGUGUUCUAUAACGUAAUUUGAUUGAAACUGUAAUCGACGUGGGGAAAGAAAAGCUUAAAAUAUCGGUGCUCACGUGUUUAAUUGAAACUUCUAUAUUUUUAUUGUAA